AUGGCAGAGAUUUCUCAAUUACUAUCGCAAUAUCAACAACAGUUAAACCAAGAUGGUGGAUCAGGUCAAAGGUCAAACCAGCCAGUGUCCAUGAUGACGGCAUCUAGUAAUAUAACAUCAAUGCUUGUUUCAGCUUUAAAUAAUUUACCUAGAAAUCAGAAUGGUGGAAAAUCAAAACCUAGUGCUAAACUUUCACCGCGAUCAAAUCCACCUAAAAAACCUACAACACAAAAACCAUCUACAUCAGCAACUAAGGAUACACAUCAUGAAGUAAAAACAGAAGGACCCAAGAAAACAGAUAAAAAGACAGUAGCUGUUAAACCUCAGAAAAAUAAAUUCUGGAAAUGA
Molecule: messenger RNA, 348 nt
Organism: Lottia gigantea (owl limpet)
Lineage: Eukaryota; Metazoa; Mollusca; Gastropoda; Lottiidae
Exons: 3
Coding region: 1-348 (115 amino acids)
Source: RefSeq, a predicted model, not a curated record